AUGGUAUUAAUAUUUGACUAUCUAACAAGUAAAACUAUAAGUUGCCGCCGUGAAUACCGUCGCCGCCGUCACCCACUCCCGUCGCCACCACCACCACCACCCACCUCCACCCCAGUUGUCUCCCGCCACCACCCACCUCCACCCCAGUCGUCACCCCCCUCUGCCGCUACCAACCGUCACCCACCAUCCACACCUCCGCCCCUGCCGUCACUCGCCACCACCCACUACCACCGACACCACUGCACCACAGCUGCCACCCACCCCCGCCUCCGCCUUCAGCCGCCACCCACUUCCACCACCGUCGCCGUCACCCACCACCGUCCCCGUCACCCACCACCGUCCCCGUCACCCACCACCAUUGUCGUCGCCACCACCUACCUCUGCCCCCGCCGCCACCCACUGCCGCCACCACCUCCGUCCAUCGCUACCACUGCCACCUAUCACCGCCCACCACCACCGACUACCGUCACUCAUCACCGAUUUUAUUACUUUUCUUUCUUACCAAACAACACAAAGUAA
Messenger RNA from Helianthus annuus (common sunflower), 519 nucleotides. Its product is annotated as leucine-rich repeat extensin-like protein 3. The record is from RefSeq and is a predicted model, not a curated record. The transcript is spliced from 2 exons. NCBI's taxonomy places the organism in Eukaryota, Viridiplantae, Streptophyta, Magnoliopsida, Asterales, Asteraceae. Bases 1 to 519 code for a protein of 172 amino acids.